Molecule: messenger RNA, 1726 nt
Organism: Sitophilus oryzae (rice weevil)
Lineage: Eukaryota; Metazoa; Arthropoda; Insecta; Coleoptera; Curculionidae
Product: L-threonine ammonia-lyase
Exons: 8
Coding region: 298-1635 (445 amino acids)
Biological process (GO): L-serine catabolic process; L-threonine catabolic process
Molecular function (GO): threonine deaminase activity; L-serine ammonia-lyase activity
Source: RefSeq, a predicted model, not a curated record
AAACAGGCACGUUUUGUAUUUUUAUUUCCGUUGAGCAACAAUAAGGAUAAGAUAACAGUGCCUGCCUCUUGGCUUUGCUCUUGGUCCACUUUAUCAUUAAACAUUACUAUAAAUUCAGUAGUAUUUACAUCAUCUUGGUCAACAAAAUCUGGUUGAAAAAAAUGGACUAUAGGUAUCCUUCAAGUAUUGAAGGUGACGAUGAUGUCAACUUAAAUUAUCAAGACCCCAUGUAAGGCUCCAUAUUAUGUCGCUUACAGUGCAAAAAUAUAUUUGAAUCGGCCAAUAAAAAAAGUUAUUAUGGCAUUUUUUAAUAAUUCUCUGAAUGACACUGAAGAAAUGGUAGACGAUCCCUUGUGCAACCCUGAUAAGCCUGUAAAAGUAUCUUUUGAAGAAAUAACAUCUGCGGCCUAUAAAAUUAGAAUGGGAAUAAAAAAUACACCAUGCGAGAAAUCCCAUUUAUCAGACCUCACGAAUAUGAGUAUUUUUUUGAAAAAGGACUUUCUACAGCAUACUGGCAGUUUUAAAGAGAGGGGCGCCAGGUAUGCUAUGGUGAUGCUCAACGAAGACGAGCGCAAAAGGGGCGUCAUAGCAGCUUCUCUGGGCAAUCACGCCCAAGCAGUGUGCUACCACGGAUAUCAACUCGGUAUCCCAGUUACAGUGGUUAUGCCUUUGAUCGCUCCCAUAAUGAAAAUUCAAAAAUGCCGAGAAUAUCACGCAAACGUUGUAAUCGAAGGAAAUGAUAUGGCCGAAGCUAAAAAAAUUGCUUAUAAAAUGUCAAGAGAGAAGAGUUUGACUUAUAUAAAUGGGUAUGACCAUCCCCAUAUAAUCGCAGGUCAGGGAACUAUAGCUUUGGAAAUUAUGGAACAAGUUCAGAACAUAGACGCCAUUGUUGUACCUACAGGAGGUGGAGGCUUACUAGCAGGAGUUUCUGUAGCUGUAAAAAUGUUAAACCCUAACAUAAAAAUAAUUGGAGUUGAAUCUGAAAGAUGUGCAAGUUAUUCUAAAGCCAUGGAAAACAACGGUCCAGUAUUCACACCCAUAGAAGGUACCUUGGCAGAUGGCCUGGCGGUUCCUGAGGUAGGUUUCAACGCUUGGGAGACUUCCAGAAAUCAUAUUGAUAAAAUGAUCGUGGUUAAAGAAGAAUGGAUAGCUCUGGCGAUUUUAAGGUUCAUAGAAAACGAAAAAUGCGUUGUUGAAGGAGCUGGCGCUUGUGGAUUGGCUGCCAUUUUAGCUGGUCAAAUGGAAGAAUUCAAAGGAAAGAGAGUUGUUCUUAUUCUAAGUGGUGGUAAUAUUGACACAACAAUCCUAGGAAGAUGUCUAGAAAGAGGGUUAGCUGCCGAUGGUCGUCUGAUAAAAUGUAGAGUAACUGUCAGUGAUAGACCAGGUGGAAUUUUAGAACUCUGUAAACUUUUUGGAUCAAUUGGAGUCUCAAUAAAAGAUGUGAUUCAUGAAAGGGCAUGGGUGGCAUCAGAUGUAUUUAGCGUUGAGGUAAAAGUUGUGUGUGAAACCAGAGACUAUGCCCACAGUGUACAACUGAGAGAUCUGCUAAAUUCUAAAUAUAAGAUUGUUUCUUUUGAAAAUUUUCCGGAUAAAGAUGAAUUUAAAUAUAAUUGCGGUUCUCUACUAUAUUCUUAGAUUUACUUGAUAAAUGUCAUAUUUUAUUUUAUAAGCAUAUACCUAUAAUAAAAAUUUAUAUUUGGAUUGAUAUAGAAUAACAAUAUAAACA